AUGGCCAGGAAUGGACCUCAGUCCCCAGCAGAGCAGCGUGCUCAUGCUCGCGAAGCCCUCUCGGAAUAUAUCGUGAAGCGCUUCGUACCUACUCAGCUCUGCUACGGACCCGAUGGCAGGCUUACGAAGCUUGAUUGGACCCGUGCCGAGGUCGCUGAUGCACCAAAAGUCCCAAACUCCGAGAUACAACUCCUAGUCGAGCAGCUGAGUCAGGCGGUGCCUGUGACGCACAAGAUUGCUGAUCUCCCGGAAGAACAGCAACGACUGAUCCAACAAGUGUUAAGCGAACUCCAAGAGACUGAUGAUGAGUGGUUUCAAACAGAGCUGGUCCAGCUGGACGACCAGCGUGAGAUACUGGUGAAGGAAAAGAUUAAAGAAGAGAAGAGCGAUAGCAGAAAGAAGGGAAGUGAGAAAAGCAAAAAAUCGUCGAAGCACCGAACCGAGAAGGUUGAGAUGGAAUACAUCCAAGGUGAACGCCUCAGCCUGACAGCAUACUACAAGCGGUCUCUGCGACCUAACCGGGAUCCUUUUGAAUAUAUGAAGAUCGAAAAAGAAGAACAAAAGGCCCGAAGGGGACAGCUCAAGAGGCAGCAGCUAGCACAAAUCCCUCCUCAUUUUGCUGGGCAACAGCCAGCAGCGUAUCCACCACAUCAGCAACAACAGCAGGUCUGUUCUCCUCAGCAUCAGCAACAUCAGCAGCAGGUGUAUACUCCUCAAACGCAACCUCAAGCUUCAGCCCCAGCCCAAGCCCCAGCCCAAAUUCAUCCACAACAACAUGGACAAUCACAGCCUGCCGUGUCUCAACAGUCUUCAGUUCAACGACAACAACUGCAACCGAUACCUGCGCAGGCUCCUCCAGUAGGAGCCCAUGGCCAUGGCCAGGCUCCCAACCAGCCACGACAAGUUCCAGGCCAAGCGCUACACCACCCAGGUCAACAACCUGGGCAGAACCCUCAAGUUCAACGGCUUCCCCAUCUCUCUCCUGGCGUAGCAGGUGCUAUUACUCAACCUGGUGGCCCUCGGCCGGGUCAGGGCCCCCCAGGAGUCCAUGCUGGCAUUGGCGCUGCGGUCCCUCCCCCUCCUCCCCCCGCGGGUCUGCAGAGACAGGGCGGUGGUGUGCAGUACCCAACGACUCGGCAGAGACGGCACACGCUGCAGAUCCCUCCCAAGUCAGUCCUGAAGCAUACCUCAUCCCGGAACACGGUUCAACGGCACCGGUUCUCGACUUCCUACCGUGACUCGUCCUCCGGCACUGACUUGUCAGACUCAUCAUCCAUCUUUUCCAAUCACGAGGCCGAAUACAGCAGCUCCGAAUCCUCGUGGUUUCCUUCAUCGCCUUCUAGCGACAGUGGAAAAGAGAUCCACAACGCUCGCAAGAGGCGCUCUCACUCCGCAACAACCUGCCCAGCCAGAAGCUUGAACUACCGCCUUGACACUGAUGAGCUAAGACGACCGCCACCCCGGCUCAACAUCAAGCCACAUGUGUCGACUUGGCCAAACUCCCACAUCCCCCAUCCCUCAGGCCAGACCUACUCCAGGCCUCCUCUUUCAGGUCAUGGGGCAUUCCAUUUGGCCUCUCUUGCUGACCCAAUCAGCCCGGCGAGCACCCCGUCCUCAACCAUUCCUCCUCCAGUCCCCCAGCCACCGCUUGACCCAGGCGCCAUUUACAGCCGGGCUUAUGAAGCCGGCAGGGAGGCAGAGAGGAGGACAUAUGAAGCUUGCCGUGAGGCAGAGAGGAAGCAAGUGAUUGAGAUGGCUGAGCGGAUUGUUACCGAUGCUAUGGUUAAAGUGAUGGAGACAACGGCGAAUAUAAAUCGGGGGAAUGUCCCGAUUUCCACGGCUGCUGCAGCCGCUCCUGCGCCUGCUAAUGUUCCAGCUCAAGCUCCUACUGCUGUGCCUGUUGCGCCGGUUGUGACAACCAUAACUGGGGUUCCUCCUCCAACGGCGCAUGCCCCGACAGUAGCCCAGCCGACAACAGCUUACGCGACAGCGGCUCAAGCAAUACCUCAGGCAGUACCGCCGACGGCUCCUCAACCGGUGAUCAUCCAGAACCAUCCUCAGCCCACCUUCACUUGGGAGAGAUCCCGCUGGAAUGAGCGCGACGCCGACCAGCAGACAUAUGCUGCCGUCAAGGAGGUUCACGCCCCUGUGAGGGACCAUAGGGGCUACAAUUCUCGUGAGCAAGCCAAUUACUACUACUAUCAUGAACGGACGAGAUAUCCUCCAGGGCAGGAGCCUGCUGUUGUUGAUACGCGCAGAGAUACGUAUGCUCCAGAAAGGGAACCCCCGGUCGACAGAGCGAGAGACAUGUACCCUCCUUCAGCGCCAAGAUCCACACGUGCCGACGACCUGGAGCCAGUCGACAAAGGCAGAGAUAGAUACUCCUACCCACCUGGAAGAUCACUCUCUUCUCGACAAUCAAGUCUAAGCAGGGACUCCUACCACUUCGACAGGGACAAGGAGAGGCGCUUCGACCCAGGCCUGGAUCGGAUCCGAUCUGGCAUGAGACACGUCACAAUCGGCGAUCCGGACCGGGACCGCACAGCCCCAUACCACCUACCAUCGCCGCCAACAUCAGGGAGGGCAACCCCUGCCCCUCCUCCAAUCGAGAGGCCAGCGGAUGGGAUCAAGCGGAUCAAUGUCAAUGUGCCGCUUGACCGGAGGGAGAACCUCAACCUGCAGGUGAAUACUGGUUCCGGGAGUGGACGGUACCGCAUCGAGAGAUUACUGGAGGGCGAGAGAGUGUUGGAUCGGGAGAAGAAGUUGAGGGCAAGGGGAGCAGGGGGUUCGAGGGUUGAGUUGAGGAGCCUUUGGGAAUGA
Thermochaetoides thermophila DSM 1495 is the source of this 2820-nucleotide messenger RNA. RefSeq lists its product as uncharacterized. The transcript is spliced from 2 exons. NCBI's taxonomy places the organism in Eukaryota, Fungi, Ascomycota, Sordariomycetes, Sordariales, Chaetomiaceae. The coding region runs from base 1 to 2820 and encodes 939 amino acids. The record is from RefSeq and is a predicted model, not a curated record.